CCCUCAGCACCUCUGCAUCAGGCAGAACUUUGCCUCUCUGCAGCACCCUGGCUCUUGAACUGGAAGCUGAGCUCUGAGGUUUGGAAUGUGACCCAGAGGUCCUGUGAAAUCCUGCCUGCUCUCUUUCACUAGACCACUUACUGUUGAGGCUGGAGGGGACACUUUGGCAAAUGAACUGCUCGGUAAGGGUCUAGCUGAGGGGCACUGAAAGAACACUUGAGGUUUACCCUUCAGGCAACUGGGCUUGCUCUACCCAGAACACCUUUUUUGUCCCUAACCCAGAUGAUGUGCUUAAUGGCAGUCACCCUAUAUUCGGAUCCACCUGGCAAGUCUAUUUGAGGUUAAGCUGAAAUAACAACUGAGUCCCUCAUUCUCCUUAAAGGGGUCAGCUGUCUCUUCUUGCCAGGAAUGGGUUUUGUUAAAGGCCUGUCUAUUCACCCUUCUGUCCCUGACAGCUCUGUGGUUUCAGAGUGCUAAUGAGCUCCUCUCCUUCCCGUCUCAGGCCUUGCUACUGCCUGGGGAAUUCACACAAAUGGUGUGCGAUUUGCCUCUUCUGUGUUUUCCUUUCUGACUUGGAGGCAAAGCAAAUCCCUCACCUCCCACCGACACCAUGUUUAUUCAACUGGGAGAGAUUUCACACCCAGGAACCCAGCUCUCCCUCCCUGAGCCCCUUCCCUAAAUCCUCAUCUCACUUGCAAGUCCUCCCACCCCUGUUCUCCCGGAAUAAUUUAUAAGACCAGGCAGGGCUUAUAUAAGGGUCUCCUAGGAAAGGCCAAGAGAGUGCAGAAGUUUCUGGGAAACAGAAGACCCCACAGCCCGACUGGCUUUGGUCACCUAAGAAUGGACUCUCCUGCCUGUGCUGCUUUCGCCACCCCCGUUCCAGCCCUGGCCCUGGCCCUAGCUUCGGCCCCAGCACAAGCCCCACUGGCACUCCCUGGCCUGCUAAGCCCAUCUCCUCUUCUCUCCUCUGGACAAGAAGUAGACAAGAGUGAAAGAGGAGCUUGUCUCUGGAGGCCCUGGCUGUCCUCCACAAAUGACUCCCUAAAGCAGAUGAGGAAGCUGGUGGAUUUGGCUGCUAGUGGGACAACAGCUGCUGAGGUCACCAAGGCUGAAUCCAAGUUCCAUCACCCUGUCAGGCUCUUCUGGCCUAAAUCUCACUCCUUUGACUAUCUGUACAGUGCUGGGGAGACUUUAUUGCAGAACUUUCCUGUCCAGGCAACCAUCAACCUAUAUGAGGACUCAGACAGCGAAGAAGAAGAAGAGGAUGAAGAAAAGGAGGAUGAACAAGAGGAGGAGAAGUAGGAGGAUGAUGAAAAGGAGCCAGAAGGGUGUGUGAGGGUUCCAGGGUCCAUAUCUUGCAGCGCCACAGCUCAUUCCUCUUCCCCACCUCUGGCCUAUCCAAAUGGAGGCAGCCAGAGUCUGAUUGGGGUUGUUUGUCAGGCAAGUUUCCACAGACUUCAAUUAACCAGGAGUAUUAGUUAGUCCAGCAGAUAGAGAUUUCUGGACUGACAAUUGGGUCCUCUAGCUGCCCAGCUCACCCUGGCUUACCUCACUGCCUUGUGAGCCCAGACCUCUGGCAUCUCAUUAUCUAGGCUGCUGUUGUGUUGACAAUGGGAGGGUUCUAGGAGCUCUAGAAAAAGGCAGGCUUGCUGAAGCCCCAGGAAGCAGAGCAGGACAGGACACGCCCUUGCAGAGGGAAGUCGUUACUCCUCAGGCCCUUUGACUCCCCAGCCUUCCCAGGUGGCCGUGUAGUCCCAUCUCUCUGUGGAAAGCCUGACUUCUGGCUUCACCCCCAGGAAUACCAACUGCAGAUCCAUGCAAGGUUAGGGUGCCUUUUUGAUGAGUCUUACAGGAAGGGAAGGGGGCGUGUAGAGAAUCGGAUUGCUCUGGAGAUGCCCCCUAUUUUGCCUGCUAUCCAUUGAAGUCUGUGUGUUGGCAUGAGAUGAAUCAGGAGAAAAAUAAACUUGAUGGUGUUUUUAUUUUUCUUGGAA
This is a messenger RNA of Callithrix jacchus (white-tufted-ear marmoset), 1991 nucleotides long. RefSeq names its product ripply transcriptional repressor 1 (gene RIPPLY1). NCBI's taxonomy places the organism in Eukaryota, Metazoa, Chordata, Mammalia, Primates, Cebidae. The record is from RefSeq and is a predicted model, not a curated record. Gene Ontology annotation, cellular component: nucleus. Gene Ontology annotation, biological process: negative regulation of transcription by RNA polymerase II; embryonic pattern specification.